This is a messenger RNA of Dothidotthia symphoricarpi CBS 119687, 1536 nucleotides long. Its product is annotated as F-box/WD repeat-containing protein pof1. Gene Ontology annotation, biological process: ribosomal large subunit assembly. Gene Ontology annotation, molecular function: protein binding. The transcript has a single exon. NCBI's taxonomy places the organism in Eukaryota, Fungi, Ascomycota, Dothideomycetes, Pleosporales, Dothidotthiaceae. The record is from RefSeq and is a predicted model, not a curated record. Bases 1 to 1536 code for a protein of 511 amino acids. Gene Ontology annotation, cellular component: nucleolus.
AUGGCCACCCAAUACCCACCCCCAUCGAAGCGCCAAAAGCGCGCACGAGCAGAACUCGCGCGCGAACAGCAAGACGUCGACACGACAAUCCCAGAUGGCACAGUACGAGUGCGCUUCGUCGACCAGGCCACAGGCGAAAGCGGCAGUCUCCCCGUCCUUACUGUUCAGCUCUCGCAAGCUUCAACCAAGAACCUCGAGAUCCUGCUCAACAAUCUGAAAGACCAAGCCGACGACCAGAUCCCAUAUCGUUUCUUCCCCGACGGAACAACCGAGGCGCUUGGAGACAAGGAGGACUUGUACAAUGCUUUGGUGAAGCCAGGGAAGGCCUCGGCGGAAAGCGAGAUUGUGUUGCAAUAUGCGCCGCAGGCUGUCUUCAGGGUGAAGGCUGUGUCGAGAUGCGCUGCAGCCAUCUCAGGACAUGGAGAUAACAUUCUGGCGGUGCAGUUCUCGCCUGUGAACUCGACGCGCAUGGCGAGCGGAAGUGGAGACAAGAUGGUCAGGGUAUGGGACUGCGAUACUGGAACGCCUGUGCACACAUUGAAAGGCCACUCAAGGUGGGUGCUUGCCGUUAGCUAUUCUCCAGAUGGCUCACUGUUGGCGUCCGGAGGCUACGACAACGAAGUCAGGAUAUGGGAGCCAGAAAGCGGGAAGCAGAUUGGAGGAGCUCUGAAAGGACACACAAACUUCAUCACAUCACUCUCCUGGGAACCAUAUCACCUACAGGAGCCUGGUCGCCCGAGGGUAGCGUCGUCUUCAAAAGACGGCACAGUACGAGUCUGGGAUGCGGUAGGAGGCAGAAUCGACUUCGCACUUUCUGGACACAAGGGCAGUGUAACGUGCGUCAAAUGGGGCGGUACUGGACGUAUCUACACCUCAUCCCACGACAAAACGAUCAAAGUCUGGAACGCUGCAACAGGCACGCUUGUCAACACGUUGUCAGGCCACGCGCAUUGGGUCAAUCACCUCGCUCUUUCGACUGAAUUCGUCUUGCGAACUUCAUACCACGACCACACACGGAAGGUCCCCGCCUCUCCCGAAGAGAAGCUUGCGAAAGCAAAGUUACGAUUCGAAAAAGCUGCUACAAUAAACGGCGAGAUUGUGGAACGUCUGGCCACAGCGUCCGAGGAUUGCACAAUCAUUCUCUGGACUCCUCUGACCAGUCCGAAGCCAGUAACGCGGAUGACUGGCCACCAGAAACAGAUCAACCAAGUUACAUUCUCGCCGGACGGCGCUCUCUUGGCUUCAGCAGCCUGGGACAAUCACGUCAAGCUCUGGUCGGCCAGGGAUGGAAAGUUCCUCAACACGUUAAGAGCACAUGUGGGCCCUGUAUACAUGACCUGCUUUUCUGCCGACAGCCGGUUGUUAGCGAGUUGCAGCAAGGACACGACCCUCAAGGUGUGGGAUAUGAGGACUGGCAAGAUGAAGGAGGACCUCCCAGGACACAAGGAUCAGGUGUUUGCAUUGGACUGGAGUCCAGAUGGCGACAAAGUUGGCAGUGGAGGAGCGGACAAGCAAGUGAGGAUAUGGAGAAACUGA